Molecule: messenger RNA, 2781 nt
Organism: Lutzomyia longipalpis
Lineage: Eukaryota; Metazoa; Arthropoda; Insecta; Diptera; Psychodidae
Exons: 2
Coding region: 1039-1812 (257 amino acids)
Molecular function (GO): zinc ion binding; nucleic acid binding
Source: RefSeq, a predicted model, not a curated record
UAUGUGCCCCGGUAGAGAAACCCUUCUACCGUAUUAUAUGUUGAGCUAUGGCACUAUGUGUGUCUAGGGUUGGACUGCUCUGGGUGAAAGAGUGAGAUGAGUCGUUAGCUCUAUGCCGCUCAUCAGGCACUCAUAGGUAUCAGUAGCCCACUGUUGCUCGUCCGAUUCAGUUCGGGACCCGUUAGCUCAGAAUUAAGGGUAGUUAUUAGCCCAUGUAGGAUUAUCGUCCUACAUAUCAGAAGUGGGAUAGGGUCCGCGUGUGCCACUGCGUGUGGAAAACCGUGAAAAACACGGCGCGAGUGAGAAAUAAGUGAAAAUUGCAGAGACGACGACGCAGAGAGCAACAUGGCCGCCACCGCGUGGAGGAAAAAUGCGGCGUAGAAACAGCGAAAUGCGGCAAGAUAGGACUGCGAAGACCAUCGAGAAGCGCCCCAGCAACUGUGUGGAGGAGCACCCGGCGAUGGAAGUAGCGCAAGUACCCCUGAGUGCCCCAGGAAAGGGAAAUAAAGAGAGAAAAAAUUGAAGGGGAAUAUGUUUCUUUGAAUUGAAAAAGUCAUGAUGAAUUUCUGAGAAAUUUUUGGCAAUUCCAGAAAUUUCUUUGUGUUGACCCUUUUGUGUAUGCUCUGUGUGAAUGGUGGCCACCCGCACAAAAUAAUUGUCUUGUCUUGUCUUGCAGUAACAUGUCUUAACAGGAAUUCAUUUUCAGGCAAUUCAUGAUAAAGUUUGAAUAGAUUUCAUGGGAAAUUAAAUAGGAAAAUAUGUUCAUGAAAAAAUGCAAAAUGUUUUAGAAGUGUUUCAUAGGUUAGUGAAAUUAGCCGAGUUUAUUGAAACAUGAAUUCGACGAGAUUGAGAAACACGAAAUGUUUUGCUGGAAUUUGACCACAUCGUGACAUUUCGGUCGUGCCGAUUGAAUGCUCGGGUAUUGCAUCAUAUUAUUGUCAUUUUAUGCAAGUCAUUUGAGUGUUCAAGGUGUAUUGCAAGGAAAUUCAAGGAAAAGUUCAUUAAAUAUCGCAAAGAAAUCGCAGCAGAGAAAAAACAAUGUCGAGAAGGCAAAACUCCACGGUUGCCAUGCCCAUGGGACCAAAGGAACUAAGCGCAAUAAUCCAGCGAUUUGAUCCAGAUUUGGCCGACUGCGUUGACACAGAGGAUUGGCUUGUAGAAGUUGAAAAUGCGCGUUUGAUGUAUCAUUGGGAAGAGAGGAUUACAAUCCUUUAUGCGUCCAUGCGACUGAGGGGACCCGCUGAAAAGUGGUUCCAUGGCGCCAAAGCGAGGCUGGAUACGUGGGCGAAAUUUCGCGAUGAAUUGCUACAAUUCUUCCCUACCGUGGUGGAUUUCGCGAAAAUACACAAACAACUCGACAGCCGUCGCAAGGCGAAGAAUGAAACAACCUCAUCGUACUUCCACAACAUGAUGGCCCUAGCGGCGAAGGCCAAGGUUGAUGACAAAACCACCAUGAAAUAUAUAAUAAUGGGCCUUCCAUCCGAGUCGUUGAGGACAUCAUUGUUGACGCAAAAUUUCGCAUCUCUUCCACAACUUCUCCGUGUGCUAAUUGAUGCGGAACAAGGCAAUGAAAACGCAGACGAUCCCAAGCAAGACAGGCGCUAUUCCAAGCGCAACUUUGGGCAGAAUUCAGGCCGCUACCAUCCGUACCGCCAUGGCAAGAAGGAUGACAAUGGAGAAUCUCAGCGUGAAGUACACAGGGGAGCCAAAAGUGAGAAAGAGCAGAAAACCACCAAGGAGCAACGGAGCUCUGAGAAACUUUGCUACAAAUGCAAGAAGCCCGGACAUUUGAUUGCUCAGUGCCCACAAUAAUUCCGAUGAAUUCCAAUGUAGGAAUAAUUAAAUUGAAUUUCGAGGAAAUAAAGAAGCUUAAACCUACUGAGUGUAGUCAGGUGUGAAGUCAAAUAAAAAAAAAAAAAAAAAAAGAAAUUACAGAAAUGCAUUGUUAUUUAUUCGAGAUUUUAAUUAGUUGUUUUUCAGGACAGAAAAGUGAAAUUAAGAUCUCAAGGUAAGCCUACUAAAUAUAAAUGGAGAAUAAUUUCUUUGUCAUUUUAGAGAAUGGUCAUACAACGAGGAAGCAACAAAGAAAUGUGAAGGAUUUAAAAUAUCAAAUAUUAUAUGCCCCACUCAGACACAAUCUAGAGGUAAUGAAGGAAGAGAAUCUUAAGCCUACGACCGGAAAUGAGGACUGGAUUGAUGUUAAGGAAGGCUAUGUGCCGAAGUCAAGCAUUGGCUGUGUGCCGCUUGAAAGCUGAGUGCGCUAAACCAAGAUGCAAAGAAGGAAAGCAACACGAAACGUACAAUAGGAAUUAAGAAUUAGAUAGAAGGAAGAUAAAUUGCUAACCAAGACGAGAGCCGAAGCAAGAAGACUUCGUCUUCACUAGCUGAGCCCCAGGCUUAGUUCUUUCACAGAGCUCAUAGUACUAUGUGUACUCCCCCAUGGAAGAAAGGCAAGAGAUUUAAGAAACAAGAUGACAACGAUGAAUUACAGCGGAAAGAAUCAGGACACUGGAUUGACCAUUCACUUCAUCAAUGAGGACAUUGAUCAUAUCAGGAAGGCCGAGAUGUAGAACAAUGCUAUGUGCCCCGGUAGAGAAACCCUUCUACCGUAUUAUAUGUUGAGCUAUGGCACUAUGUGUGUCUAGGGUUGGACUGCUCUGGGUGAAAGAGUGAGAUGAGUCGUUAGCUCUAUGCCGCUCAUCAGGCACUCAUAGGUAUCAGUAGCCCACUGUUGCUCGUCCGAUUCAGUUCGGGACCCGUUAGCUCAGAAUUAAGGGUAGU